AUGACAGCAGCCAGCCAGCCAGCCAGGGGACAAGGUGCACAGGAUUGUGAAGAAAAGGAUGAAGAAGAUGGAAUUACGAAACGUUCUGAGCUGAAGGAUCAACAAAACCCAGUGAAAGAACAGGAAAGACACCAGGAGUCAGAAAUACUUGAAGAAGAACUUACAAAACUUCAAGAUGAAGUCAAGCAAAGCAAAGGGGUCAUCACAAAACUUAAUUCUGACUUGAAAAAUGAAAAGGAACUCACAAAACAACUACAACAACGAGUUGAAGAGUUACAAAUACUAGAAAAAGAUUGGAAAAGUCUCCAAGAUAAAAUCAAGCAGCAAGAAGAAGCUAUCACGGAACUUACCUCUGACCUGAAGAAUGAAAAGGAUCUCACCCAGAAACUACAACAAGAAGUUGAAGAGUCACAAAUAUUGGAAGAAGAAUUUAGACGACUCCAAGAUCAAGACAAGGAAAAAGAAGAAGUAAUAGAGGAACUCAAUUCUAGGUUAGAAGAGGGACAACAUCUAAUGAAAAAGCAGGCUGAAGAGUUAGGAAUGCUUAUAGACGAAAACAAAAUAAUAAAAGACCAAGAAAUUAACGCACUUAGAUAUGAGCUAGAGCAGGCACGGGAAGAAGUGGAGGAAAAAGAAGAAAGAAUCAAGGAACUUACUUCUGAGCUGGAAGAUGCAAGAAACUAAGUAGAAGAACUGGAACAACAGAUCCAAGAGUCAAAGAUAAUUGAGGAAGAACUCGCUCCGGCAUGAAGAAUCAAGAAACACAUUUUCUAUUAACGAUCCAAAACGAGAACAAAGAAAAACAAUAGAAAGUGAAAUUUAGUUUUGUGGAUAUUUGAGGUUAGCCUUAGCUAAAACAAAAUUAGUAAAACCUUUUAUCAUUUGUUUUGGUAGUUAGAUAGUUGUUGUAACAUGAAGGGUAGAGAUAAUUUGACUUUUGACCUCAGAAUUCGCUGAUAUAAGACAAUUGAAGCGUAUGUGUUCUUAAUUGCAACUGUUUUAUACUGCCACGUAAAUGACAAAAUUAAUGCUAAAUUUCCUCAAAGGCGUGUAAGUGGUGAUUUAAAAUCUUAGCUUAUUAACGAAACAAAAAAAAGGAAAAGCAAUGAUUUUAGCGGGAAUGCAUGCUCCUUUUUGUUUUGACUUUUCACGUUUUAUUUUUCUAUGUUUUUCUGCUUCAAGCAAAUAUAUUUUUAUCAGUUACAUGGAACAGUCUUUGUAAACUUGCAUGUAAAGGAGCCAUCUCUCCCUAGUGACCGUCACUAGUUCCGACAAUUCUGUCAAUGUGAAUUUUCAGUCACCAGUGCAAAAACAUAUAAGUAAGCAUGAGGAACAUGCGCAGAUUGAGUAAGCUGUUGAUGUUUAGCGCCUUUCAGAAGAAAAACUAGCAAAAGGCGUUACGUAACAGCACCUUACGUCGAUUGCGUGUGUUCCUAUGGUUAUGCGUAAGUGAAAACCGGCCUUUAUUGAAACACAAUAUUAGCGGACUCAAGAUUUGAGUGCAAGUACGAGAACGACUUUUCAAUGCUAGUUGUCAACUGAUAAAUAAUUCAUCCAGUUUAGACAAAGGAAAUCCUGACCGUGACGAUGUUUGAAUAUUUCAUGUUAAUUGUCAUAUAUUUUUAGGAACUUAGUUCUCCAUUUUCUCCUUAGUUUUAGUUUCGAUUGAGAAGAUAUAUCAAACACUCAAGAUAGAGUUUCACCACAUUAACAAACACCUCGACGAUCGUCAAAAAUACUCCGCUGUGCGUCGUAUUUUCAAUUCUCUUCUCGGUGUUUGGAAAUAUUGUCAAACACGAUCUUUCGUGUUUGACAUAUUACUACUCAGGCUACACAUUAUCACGUCAGGUGACCGGUUAGCUCAGUUGGUAGAGCGUCGGACUACCGUGCGGGAGGUCUCGGGUUCGAGCCCCAGACCGGACCAACACUGAUGGU
Molecule: messenger RNA, 1935 nt
Organism: Orbicella faveolata
Lineage: Eukaryota; Metazoa; Cnidaria; Anthozoa; Scleractinia; Merulinidae
Product: probable DNA double-strand break repair Rad50 ATPase
Source: RefSeq, a predicted model, not a curated record